This is a messenger RNA of Rubroshorea leprosula, 1199 nucleotides long. The record is from the annotation of a GenBank genome assembly. NCBI's taxonomy places the organism in Eukaryota, Viridiplantae, Streptophyta, Magnoliopsida, Malvales, Dipterocarpaceae.
AGGUUAGUUCUUUGGAUCUCAUUCUUUUAUUCGAUAAUCUAGGGUUUUAUAUUUUCUCUUAUGUUAGGAUUUUAUCACGAUUUAGAAAUUAGGAAUAUAUGAAUCAUUAAUUGGAGAUUUACGCAUUUUCGUUGUGGAACAUGAAGGUAAUUCUUGUUACUUGGUGUACGCAUAUUCUUCAAGGGUUCUUGAAGGAAUUCUUAGUUUCUAUGGGUGACUUAUUAUACAGAUGCAGUGCAAUUUGAAUUUCUGAAAAGUGAUGUUGAGAUGAGGGUAAUGAUAAGAAGUUUGUUAACUGAUUCUUUUGAUUUGAUUGCAUAAGGGAGAUAUAAAUGUUAUCUUUGUGGAGUCUAUACAAGGUUAAAUCUGUUGAAGAAAUUGAGAUUGUGUUUUGGUUUCCUAUGUAGACUCUGCAAGGUUAGAUAUACCUUUUUGUUGUUUCUUGUUUUGCUACUUAAACUAUAAAAGCUCUUGUAUUUGAACCCUGUACAACUAAUUAGUAACUGCUUUUGUUGGUUCUCUAUUCGAAUUAAAUGAACCUUAGUAUGCACAAAAAUGGUAAUAAGCAUUGCUUCGUUUCCUUUCUUUUUUAAAUCAAGCUUACCAUCCUUUUUGCCUCACGGUCUGUUUUUCAAAUUCAUAGUUUGUUUGAUUAACUAAUGAAUAUUUACUUUUCUUUUAAAUAAUAACCAUUUCUGUUCUUGGCCACACCAUAAAAUAGUCAAAGAGGUAGAGGAGUCACUGCAAACAAAUCAUUGUGUAGAUAAUAAAUUGAAGCUCAGGAUUUCCUUGAUGAAGGUGACUUAAGCUCCAAUUCAUGAUGAGAACAAAUGGCUUAGCGAUUCAUAUUUUCUUUUGCUGAAUAUUGCUUUGAAAUUUGUUGAAAGUCUGAGGGCUUCUUCAUUAUAUACAAUAGGCGUUAAUAUUUGUUUUUGUUUUGUUAAUAUUUUCCUGCUAGCAAUUUAUUUUCUGUGGAAUAACCAUGGCAUUGUUGGAUUUUUUGGUGAAAACGGAAGGGACUUGGAGGAGGAAGAGAGCCAACCGGGAGUUCCCUCUUUGUUGAGGUGAGAACUCUAGUUUUUCGUUCUUCUUUCCAUUUGCUGCCUCUUGUGCAGCUUUGACACCACAGCUCCAACAGGCAUUAUGUGAUAGGAAACAAAACUGAAGAUAUUUCUAUAGAAUGGUGGGAUCAUAUGUAU